Messenger RNA from Didymella exigua CBS 183.55, 1545 nucleotides. Its product is annotated as pisatin demethylase. The record is from RefSeq and is a predicted model, not a curated record. Gene Ontology annotation, molecular function: heme binding; monooxygenase activity; iron ion binding. The coding region runs from base 1 to 1545 and encodes 514 amino acids. The transcript is spliced from 6 exons. NCBI's taxonomy places the organism in Eukaryota, Fungi, Ascomycota, Dothideomycetes, Pleosporales, Didymellaceae.
AUGGUGGUCCCCUCGCUAGUGCUCACCGUCUUUGCCCUUGGAGCCAUUGCACUGGUAUUCCAGUAUGUUGUUGCGUACCUGAAUUCACCUCUGAAGAGUAUCCCUGGCCCGUUCCUGGCGAAGUUCUCAAACAUCUGGCGCUUGUACAACCACUACGGACAGACGCACAUCGAGACGCAGAAAGAGCUGCACAAGAAGUACGGUGACGUGGUUCGUCUCGGUCCGAAUACCGUCAGUGUUGCAGAUGCAAGCCUGCUCAAAACGAUAUACUCAACCCGCGGCACGUUCCUAAAGAGCGACUAUUACUCUGUCAACGAUGCUCUCCAAGGCGGCCAUCUCAUCCAGAACCUCUUCAGCACCCGCAGCAAUGAGUAUCAUUCUAGAGGAAUCAAACCAAUCCAGAAGCUGUACAGCUUCCAGAGCGCCCUGCAGUUGGAGCCACUCAUGAACGCAGACCUGCAUGUCUUUGGCAGGGAGCUCGAGCGGCGAUUCAUGGACGGUGACAACCGCGGCAAGGCGUGUGACAUGGCUGCGUGGAUCUCGUACUUUGCGUGGGACUUUCUCGGCGACAUGACUUGGAGCAAGCGCAUGGGCUUCAUGGAGCAGGGCAAAGAUGUCGGCGGCAUGUUGCAGACGGCUGAGAAUGUGAUGCGCUACUUUUCCGUUGUCGGACAGAUGCCGUCCCUCGACAAGCUGCUGGGCAAGAACUUGCAUCUCACGCGGUUCUACAAGUUCGACGACUUCGCCGUCGCCGCCGGCUAUGCAGUCGAGCAGUUCAUGGAGCGCAUGGCCAACCUCUCGCAGUACAAAGACAAGAGGGAUUUCGUCAACGGCUUCCUCGCCGCAAAGGAAGAACAUGCCACCACCGUCACCGAUAAUGAAGUCAUCGGAUACAUGAUCCUCAACAUCCUCGGCGGCGCAGACACGCUCGCCAUCUGCACAAAAGCGACCUUCUACCACCUCCUCAAGACCCCAGCCGCAAAGGAGAAGCUGGUGACCGAGCUGCGAAGCGCAGACCUGGCGCACCCAGCGCCCUACCAGGCCCUCGAGAAGCUACCCUACCUCGACGCCUGCAUCAAAGAAGGGCUGCGCAUGCACCCAGUCAUCGGGCACAUGGUGGAGCGUGUGGUGCCAGCCACGGGGCUCACGCUCGCCGACGGCACUGUGCUGCCGCCCGGGACCAUCGUCGGCGCGAACCCGUGGGUGGUGCACACUGACACGCGCAUCUUCGGCGACGACGCGGACGCGUUCCGGCCCGAGCGCUGGCUACGCGGUGCGGACGAGAGUGAAGCGGGGUUCGCGGCGCGGCUGAAGAGGAUAAAGGAGGCGGACAUGGCGUUUGGAGGCGGGAAUCGUGCGUGUCUGGGCAGGCCGCUGGCGCUGGUCGAGUUGUACAAGGUGGUGAGCUUUGUGUUUGCGAAGUAUGAUAUUGAGCUCGAGGAUCCGGCCAAGGAGUGGGAUCUGCAUAAGCAGUGGUUUGUGUGGCCGCACGACGUCAAGGUUAUAAUGAGCCCGGUCGAGGAGAAAGAAGAGGUGGCGGUGUAG